This is a messenger RNA of Solea senegalensis (Senegalese sole), 5811 nucleotides long. It is a transcript of the gene abcc9, whose product is annotated as ATP-binding cassette, sub-family C (CFTR/MRP), member 9. Gene Ontology annotation, cellular component: membrane. Gene Ontology annotation, molecular function: ABC-type transporter activity; ATP hydrolysis activity; sulfonylurea receptor activity. The transcript is spliced from 42 exons. The record is from RefSeq and is a predicted model, not a curated record. The coding region runs from base 330 to 5108 and encodes 1592 amino acids. NCBI's taxonomy places the organism in Eukaryota, Metazoa, Chordata, Actinopteri, Pleuronectiformes, Soleidae. Gene Ontology annotation, biological process: potassium ion transport; transmembrane transport.
CCUUUGACCUACUUUCUCUCACGUCCUCGUGCAUUAUGAGAAAUAACAGAAUCGUCCACCGUUUGUGCACGAGCGCCAUAAUAUGAGCAUCAUAACGCGACACAGUGUAACACACGCGCAUUUCCUGUCCCUGUUCCUUCAGCGUAAACCUGGAGAAAGAGAGGACUCGGGAUCCGGUCGAGACUCGUCGGGGGACACGAUUUAGACCCGAUUCACCGACAAAAACCUGCGCCAUUGACCCGGGAAACAGAUGAAUUUAACGACGUCACGGAGGAUUUUUACUCUAAUCUGAGACUGAGUCGCGUCGUGUGCAGCAGUCUCUCGGGGGCAUGGCCUUGUCGUUUUGUGGUAACGAUGGGAAAACUGCGUACAACGUGGACAACGGUACGCUGAACAACGGCUGCUUCGUGGACGCGCUCAACCUGGUCCCUCACGUCUUCCUGCUCUUCAUCACCUUCCCCAUCCUCUUCAUCGGUUGGGGAAGUCAGAGCUCGAAGGUCCAGAUUCAUCAUAACACAUGGCUUCAUUUCCCCGGACACAACAUGAGGUGGAUCCUCACCUUCUCGCUGCUCUUCGUCCAUGUGUGCGAGUUCGCAGAAGGAAUCGUCUCCAACAAGAUGAUGACGACGGAUCACCUGCACCUCUACAUGCCUGCGUUCAUGGGCUUCGUAGCAGCGACGACAUCAGUGGUUUAUUAUCACAACAUCGAGACGUCCAACUUUCCCAAACUGCUGCUCGUCCUCUUCAUCUACUGGAUUCUGGCCUUCAUCACAAAGUCCAUCAAACUGUGGAAAUAUGCCGAGUACAAAGUGGGUCCUGAGCAGCUGAGGUUCUGUAUCACAGCUCUGCUGGUGAUUCUGUACGGGUUACUGAUGGCUGUGGAGGUCAACGUCAUCCGAAUCAGAAAAUACGUAUUCUUUGCAAAUCCUCAGAAGGUGAAGCCGCCGGAGGAUUUGCAGGAUUUGGGCGUUCGUUUUCUGCAGCCGUUUGUCAACCUGCUCUCCAAGGCGACGUACUGGUGGAUGAAUCCUCUCAUCAUGGGAGCUCACAAACGUCCGAUCGAGCUGAAGAAGAUCGGAAAACUGCCCAUCGCCAUGAGAGCGCUCACCAACUACUUGCGGCUCAAAGACGCCUACGAGGACCAGAGGACGGCCGAGGACCCGAAUCGAUCGCCGUCAAUCUGGCGCUCCAUGUACCGGGCGUUCGGACGUCCCAUCCUCCUCAGCAGCACCUUCCGUUACCUAGCCGACCUGCUGGGAUUCGCCGGGCCGCUCUGCAUCUCCGGCAUUGUCAAGUACCUGAAGGAAGACGAUACCGGGGCCACGUCAGACGACAUGGAGACCUACUUUGGCGUCCACUUCAUGUCGUCCUCUAAGCUGCUGCAGAACACCUCGGUCCUGGCUGUUCUUCUCUUCCUGGCUCUGAUCCUGCAGCGGACGUUCCUGCAGGCGUCCUACUACGUUACCAUAGAGACGGGCAUCAACAUGCGAGGAGCGCUACUGGCGAUGAUUUACAACAAGAUCCUGCGUCUGUCCACGUCCAACAUGUCCAUGGGGGAGAUGACGCUGGGCCAGAUCAACAACCUGGUCGCCAUAGAAACCAACCAGCUCAUGUGGUUCCUCUUCCUGUGUCCGAACCUGUGGGCCAUGCCAGUGCAGAUCGUGAUGGGCGUCAUCCUCCUCUACUACCUGUUGGGUAUUAGCGCUCUGGUGGGAGCGGCCGUCAUCGUGCUGCUGGCUCCGCUCCAGUAUCUCAUCGCCACCAAACUGGCCGACACACAGAAAAGCACGCUGGAACAUUCCACAGACCGUCUGAAGAAGACCUCAGAGAUCCUGAAGGGCAUCAAGCUGCUGAAGCUUUACGCCUGGGAGAACAUCUUCUGUGACAGCGUGGAGGAGACCAGAGGGAAGGAGCUCACCUGCCUCAAGACCUUCGCCUUCUACACGUCCAUGUCCAUUUUCAUGAACGCUGCGAUCCCCAUCGCUGCAGUUCUGGCGACGUUUGCUGUUCAUCACCUCAUCGAUAAAACGGGUCCCAGUCCGUCUGAGGCCUUCGCCGCCCUGGCUCUGUUCCACAUCCUGGUCACGCCGCUCUUCCUGCUCUCCACCGUCGUCAGGUUUGCUGUGAAGGCUCUGGUCAGUGUCCAGAAGCUCGGAGAGUUUCUCCAAAGUGAUGAAAUCGGAGACGACUGCUGGAGAAACGGAGACUUGUCCAUGUCGAUGGAAGCGGGAAAGAAACACUUUGGACCGACCAAAGCCAUCAACAGGAAACAUCCCGUGCGUUACCAGAUGGAUAACUACGAGCAGCCGACCCGGAGACUGAUGAGGCCGUCGGAGACGGAGGAUGUGGCCGUGAAGGUGAGCAACGGAUUCUUCACCUGGGGAAAUAACUUGUCCACGCUGUCGGACAUCAACAUCCGAAUCCCGACAGGUCAGCUGACCAUGAUCGUGGGACAGGUGGGUUGUGGGAAAUCGUCCCUGCUGCUCGCCAUGUUGGGCGAGAUGCAGACGUUUCAAGGACAAGUUUACUGGAGCAAUAAGAACAGAUACUCGGUGGCGUACGCCACUCAGAAGUCGUGGCUGCUCAACGCCACCGUGGAGGAGAACAUCACCUUCGGGAGUGCGUUCAACAAGCAGAGGUACAAAGCGGUGAUCGACGCGUGCUCUCUGCAGCCCGACAUCGACCUGCUGCCUUUCAGAGACCAGACUGAGAUCGGAGAGAGAGGCAUUAACCUGAGCGGCGGACAGAGGCAGAGGAUCUGUGUGGCCAGAGCUCUUUACCAGAACACAAACAUCGUCUUCUUGGACGACCCGUUCUCGGCGUUGGACAUCCACCUCAGCGAUCACCUGAUGCAGGAAGGAAUCCUCAAGUUCCUGCAGGACGAUAAACGGACCGUGGUCCUGGUCACGCACAAACUGCAGUACCUCAUCCAUGCAGACUGGAUCAUAGCGAUGAAGGACGGCUCUAUCCUGAGGGAGGGAACCCUGAAGGACAUUCAGACUCACGAUGUUGAGCUUUACGAUCACUGGAAGACGCUGAUGAACAGACAGGACCAGGAGCUGGAGAAGGACAUCGAGCAGGAGAGUCAAACAAUGCUGGAGAGGAAAACACUGAGGAGAGCAUUUUACUCCAGAGAGGCCAAGAAUGAUGAUGAAGAUGAAGAGGAAGAAGAGGAGGAAGAAGACGACGACAAUUUCUCUACGAUGACAAACAGGCGAUCAAAAAUUCCAUGGAGGGUGUGCUGGUGUUACUUGUCGUCUGGUGGCUUCUUCAUGGUCUUCCUCAUGGUCGUCUGUAAACUCCUCAAACACUCGGUCAUCGUUGCCAUAGAUUACUGGUUGGCCAUUUGGACGUCGUGUAAAACCAACAACAGCUCGUCCAACGCGACCAGACCGGACUGUCGCAUGGGGUCAGAGUACGAGCCUUACUACCUGCCCGUGUUCAUCGUCCUGUGUGCAGCUGGAAUCACUCUGUGUCUCGUCACCUCCCUCACUGUGGAGUUUCUGGGUCUUUCUACAGCAACGAACCUGCACCACAACCUGCUCAACAAGAUCAUCCACGCUCCCAUCAGGUUCUUCGACAUCACUCCUCUGGGUCAGAUCCUCAACAGAUUCUCAGCUGAUACCAACAUCAUUGACCAGCACAUUCCUUCGACACUGGAGUCGUUGACGAGGUCCACGUUGCUGUGUCUGUCGGCCAUCGGCGUCAUAUCCUCCAUCACGCCGGUGUUUCUGGUCGCACUGGUUCCCCUCGCCAUCGCCUUCUACUUCAUACAGAAGUAUUUCCGGGUCGCCUCCAAGGAUCUCCAGGACCUCGAUGACUCCACUCAACUUCCUCUGCUGUGUCACUUCUCUGAGACGGCAGAAGGUCUCACCACGAUACGAGCGUUCAGACACGAGGCUCGUUUUAAGCAGCGCAUGCUGGAGCUGACGGACACCAACAACACGGCCUACCUGUUCCUCUCUGCUGCCAACCGCUGGCUGGAGGUCAGAACGGAUUAUCUCGGAGCAGUGAUCGUGCUGACGGCAGCGGGAGCCUCCAUAUGGAGUUUACAUUAUGGUCUGCCCUACAGUGGCCUGGUGGGCCUCGGACUCACGUACGCCCUCACUGUCACCAACUACCUGAACUGGGUUGUCAGGAACUUGGCCGACCUGGAGGUCCAGAUGUCGGCCGUGAAGAAGGUCAACAGUUUCCUCAGCACAGAGUCGGAGAACUACGAGGGGUCGAUAGACGCCUCUCAGGUGCCUGAGAAUUGGCCAAAGAACGGUGAGAUAAAGAUCCAGGACCUGUGCGUGCGCUACGACCCCAUGCUCAAACCGGUGCUCAAACACGUCAACGCUUCCAUCAAACCAGGCCAGAAGGUGGGAAUCUGCGGCCGCACGGGCAGCGGGAAGUCCUCGCUGUCGCUGGCCUUUUUCAACAUGGUGGACAUUUACGAGGGUGAGUCUCACUGUCAACACACUGAUGUGUGUGUGUGUGUGUGUGAUGAUGUGCUGUCUCGACUCUCCAUCAUCCUCCAGGAUCCUGUGCUGUUCAGUGGAUCAAUAAGGUUCAAUCUGGAUCCAGAGAGAACGUGCACCGACGAUCGCCUGUGGGAGGCGCUAGAGAUCGCUCAGCUGAAGAACAUGGUGAAGGCUCUGCCUGGAGGGUUAGAUGCCAUGGUGACAGAAGGUGGUGAGAACUUCAGUGUGGGUCAGAGACAGCUCUUCUGUUUGGCUCGAGCCUUCGUCAGAAAGAGCAGCAUCCUCAUCAUGGACGAGGCCACGGCGUCUAUAGACAUGGCCACGGAGAACAUUUUACAGAAAGUGGUGAUGACGGCGUUCGCAGACAGAACGGUCGUAACCAUCGCACACCUGGUGUCCUCCAUCUUGGACGCCCAGCAGGUGUUGGUCUUCUCCUCAGGGAUCCUUGUGGAAAAUGACUCAGCGUCUCACCUGCUAGCACAGGAGGAGAGCCUCUUCAGUGUGCUACACCGUGUCCACACCAUCGUGACGGCCGACCUCGUCAUCGUGAUGAAGCGAGGAAACAUCAUGGAGUACGACAAACCCGAGACUCUCCUGGAGCAGGAGGACGGGAUGUUUGCGUCGUUCGUCAAAGCGGACAUGUAGACGGACCUGUGGACGGACCUGUGGACGGGCGUGUGGACGCACACAUCGCCGUUUGUUUGUCUUUCUUUUUUUUAAAGGAAAAACUUGGAGAUUUGACUGAACUCUGAUAAUCUGCUCCACCACAGAUUAGAUUUAAUCUAAUUUUUGAUUGUUUUCUGAUCUUGGAUUAGCUUCCGUUUAAGAUUAAAUUUAAAGAAAAUAAAGAAUCUUAACGUACGCUGACACUUUACUCGACUUACUUUGUCUUAAUCCACGUUUCAUGCUCCGGCUGCUUUGUCCGUUCAGGCUGCCGUAGAAAAACAAAAGUGGUGAUUCCCAAACACUGGGUCGGGCCCACAGAUGGGUCGCCGGAUCAUUUUUUGGGGCCCAGAAAACAAAUUUGCUUCAUUGUCCAAAACCUUUAGUUGAGAUUUCUGUUUAUGUUUGAAAUGACGUGAAUCAAACGUAGUUUGGAUUUCUAAUCUCUUUUUGUCAAAUCAAAAAGAGAUUAGAAAAAUGACAGCAUAAAAACAAAAUUAGAAUGAACUAAUUAUGUUAAUUAUUGCUUUAUUUGAUUGUUUUCUGCUGCAGAAUCAUAAUUAUUAACCCAUUUAUUGUUGUUUUCUGCUCCAAACCUUAUGAUUUUCAUGUUUUUCCAUCAGGUUUCUGUCGACGUGUGAAGGAAAAAAAUUCACAGUGAUUAAAAAUAAAAGUAUAAAUCGUG